Molecule: messenger RNA, 3021 nt
Organism: Hippocampus comes (tiger tail seahorse)
Lineage: Eukaryota; Metazoa; Chordata; Actinopteri; Syngnathiformes; Syngnathidae
Gene: inpp4b
Product: inositol polyphosphate-4-phosphatase type II B
Exons: 21
Coding region: 185-3004 (939 amino acids)
Cellular component (GO): cytoplasm
Molecular function (GO): phosphatidylinositol-3,4-bisphosphate 4-phosphatase activity
Source: RefSeq, a predicted model, not a curated record
UCUGCAAAAGGUAUCUCGGAUGCUGCUUGCGGAGCGCAGUUGCAGAUCGCUAUCACCGUGACGGCAGCUUCCCCAUCCAACUGUCAUUAAUUGGAGGUGGGGAAGGAGGGGACUGGACUGGACGGCGGUGCUCUGCAGAGGAGGCUGGGGAAAAGGUGGAGGACCAGAAGGGGGAGUCGGACAGAUGGAUGGAGCUCAGGAGACGGGAUACUGCGUGGUUGACCUGAAGGAGCUGGGCAGCUGCCCCAGAGAGGAGCUGCCUCAUGACACCGGUGUUGCUAGCUUCUCCAAGAUGGCGCAGGUGGAGUUCAGCCUUGCAUGCAAUGACCUGCUGACUUCAGGCCCAGACGGGACGCCCAAUACGGUGGUCCACGUAGCUGUGGCGGACCCUCAUAAGGAUCGCCUGCUCUCCCACGCCUGCACGGAGAUAGUUGAGGCAAACAAGGACCCACGCUUUUUGACCGGGGUGACCCUCUCCUCAAACUGUCCUACCACCCCAGAGACGCUCGUCAAGUUGACAGUGUAUGAUGUUAAGGACAAGUCUCAGGAAGUGGGUAGCUUCCUCGGCAGUGCCACAUUUUCAGUGGGCGAUCUGCUUCGGGCCAAAGAUGAACGACUGUCCUUGAGUCUCAGGUCAUCCGAUGGCGGGUGUGCAGCCGGAACAGUCGUGGUGAGUCGACUGAAGAUGGGUGAGAUGGAAGAAGCGGAGCACAUCACCACUGACGUACCGUCCCAGAAAUGUCCCAUAGUGUGCGAGUCUGCGUCCCACAGCUGCGUCGACAGAGACCACCUCCUGACAGGACCAGUGUUCACCAACCCGGUAUGCAAAGUGUACAGAUUCCAGACAGCGGACAGCAAAUGGAUGCUGGUGCGCGAGCAAAUGGAGGAGUGCACGUUGUCCUUCAGCAUCCCCAAGCAGCUGCUCUCGCUCUACAUGCAAGAGGACAUGAGCAGGGUGCAGGAUCUGAAGGAGCUGGGUGAACUCUCUCCACACUGGGACAACUUACGGAAGGAGGUGAUAACGCGAUACAGCGGCAUCAUCAGCUCCUACCAGGAGACCCUGGCUGAAAUGGAAAAGAUCACCGGGCCAUCCUUUAAGCAGAGUUGCUGCAAAGCCCAGAAAUCCCUCGAGUUCCUCCCAAUCAACCUGCACACUCAGAGGAUGAGGGUGACGUGCCCCAGAAAGACGGACGCGUCGUACGACAUUGUCACGGCGGGCGCCCCCGCUGCACACUUCCAGGGCUUCAAAGCCGGCGGUCUGCAGCGUCUCCUCGGCAGAUACGAAGCCGAGAAGAAAAGCUUCAGCACGGCCUACCAGUGUAUCUACUAUUCCCCGGAGCACACGGCCAAAGCUCAAGAGGUUCUGAGCAGCGUGAGCCUCCUGCAGCCGCUCAUCGGCACCUUAGCGGACCAACUACUUCACGCUGCUCACGAGCAUUCUUCUCCCAGCCUGAGAGAGGCGCUCAAGAACCUCUCGGACAAGACGGAACAAUUUGUCCACACGCUCAAGGAUGAAUUGGUCAAGUGUGCCCUGUUGGCACUGCACACCGCCCAACCUGGCUACGUGUCCAAGAACCAAAAGAGCGGCGAGCGAGACCCGAGUCCCGUCCGGACGGCGUCGCCCUUGCCCCCCGCCGUCGACGAGGCCACGUUGUGCAACAACGUGGGAAGCACGCAGGGCCUGAGGCGAGGUGACGACUCCAUUCCGCACCACAAAGAGUACGAUGAAGAGGAAUGGGACAGAAUUUGGGCCAGCGUGGCCAAGCGGCUCAACUGUGUCAUCGCCAUGGUGGACCAACUUGCCGACCAGGACGAGCGCAGCAAGCAGGAGUGUAGCGGCGAGCAGCAACAGCUCGCUGAUGUCAUCACCUCACACAACCCUGAUGCAGCAAGUGACUGGCGGGAGCAGCUGUGCCCCCUAGUGGCCAGGUUAAAGGAGUGCGUGGCACAGGUGGUGGACAAGGCCAAGAGAGCCGUCACCUUUGUGCUUCUGCAGGAGGCCGCCUGCAGCAUCCCGCAGGGUUUCCUACUUCAGCAGAGGAGGGACGUCGUCUUCAGUCAGGCUCUGGCAGUGUUGGCGUGUGGCUUCGUCAUGCGCGUGUACGCAGGAAUGCAGGACAAAGGUUUCCUGAGGCAGCUCCACCUGGUCGGCCUGGUGGCCCAGUUUGAAAGCCUGCUCAGCACCUACAGCGAAGAGAUCGGCAUGCUGGAGGACAUGGAGGUGGGCGUGGCAGACCUCCGGAGGGUCGUGUUCAAGGUGACCCAGGCCAGGACGGACCACCUCAGUGACCUUCAGCCUGUGGUGCGAGGCAGACGGGACCAUUUCACUGUGGAGGUCCCACUGCCAGGCCCCGCCUUUCAGAACAUGCCAGAGGAAAUCAAGGAGGGCCGACCUUUGCGCGUGUUUCCGGUGCUUUUUAACGUGGGCAUCAACGAGCAGCAAACCAUUGCAGAGAGGUCAGCGUAUUUCAACACUUUGAAUUUCUCACACUUUUUGAUUUUCUCCUUCUGGCAAGGAUUUUUUCAAGCCAUGUCGAGAUUAACGCAUAUUCAAAUAGUGGGGCAGGUCCUCAGAGCACGUGACCUUGGAAAAAAAAAAUAUAUAUAUAUACUGGGCCAGAAUGUAGUUGCGAAGCGGAGGAAGAAUGUGGAGAUUCUGUGGAGUGCUGCGGCGGUUUGCCGACGUCUGAACGGAAUCAGAUUCACCAGCUGCAAAAGUGCCAAAGACCGUACGUCCAUGUCCGUCACGCUGGAGCAGUGCGCCCUGCUGCGUGACGAACACCAGCUCAGCAAGGACUUCUUCAUCCGCGCCCUGGACUGUAUGCGGAGUCAGCUGUCCCACGGAGAGUUGGGGCGCUGGGAGGACCCCGAGGUGGGCGCGGCGGCCGAGAGCAAACCGACGUCGCGUCACUUUUACCCCAUCGCCCUGCUGCUCGUCAGCUCCCACCUGCUGGUCGUCUGGCUCAUUUUAAGUCUGGUUUUUCUGUUGGCAAAGUAUCAAUAAAGCUGCUGACAACUAUC